GCCCCACAGCCCCGCACCGCCCGGCUCGGGCCCCGGUGACAGCGGCGGCGCAGUAAGUUGGCAGGAGCCAGUCCCCUCCGUUCUCGCCUCCCCCGCACCUUUUGAACUUGUUGCUGCUGCUCGGCUCGCCUGCGCCUGGCUUUUGGAAGGUGAAAAGGAGGAGGGAAGCACAGAGGGAUGGGGGAAGGGGAAGAAGAGCUCGCUUGAGCUUUAUUUAUGCUCUCUGGGCGCAUCGGAUUCGGCUGCUCGGGAGCUGCUUUCUCUGCUUUUCCCUUUCCGGGUGCACGGCGAGGAGAAAGUCUCUAUGCAACUCAGCCCCGGCGCGCACUUUGCCAGGUAUGUACCGCGAGCGAGGCGCGUUCUGCGCGGAGGCAGAUGCUGCUGCUGCCGCCGCGGCGGCGGCGGCUGCCAGCUCCCGUGUUCUGUAACUGUCACACUGCACCUGAGCUGAACUUGAAAAGAGAGUGAAGGGGCGAUUGGGCAAACGCUUUUGGCAGACACAAGGGGUGCUUGCAGACGUGGGGGAGGAGGCUCUGUAUUAACGCCCCCCACCGUGCCCACCGCACAGCACCUCCAUCUCUGCAAAUACGGCCCAAGGAGUGGAGGUGGCCACCGGACUCCCAAAGAGACGUGGGGCAGCGGCUGUGACAGCAUCUCGGAAGCUGCAACAACAGGUCGCCUUUCUGAGACUCCGUUGGCGGGAAGGGCCACUUGGAAAGGGAAGGUUUGAAAAGAGCUAAAAGGGAAGGUGGUGGGGUUGUCUAAUUCACCAAAAGAAUACCACUGAGUGACUGCCCUUCGUUUUCUCUAUCCUACACAACGCAUACUGACCCUACAUUAUCCGGACUGUGUCAGGGGAAAACCAGACACCUGUUUGAAAAAAUUGCUGCGUCUAAAGUCAGCUGUGUACUUAUUUGUGCCAGGAGUGGCCUGGUUCACCUGCUGGAAGAGGUCUGGUUAGAGUCUGCUGGGCGUGAUUGUUAGGACAUUGUAUUUUUUUUUUUUCUUACUACUCCAAAUUCCUGUGUUUGAGGGAAACUUGCCCUUCUGAGAACUGUGACUUCACCAGGAGCUCUACCGUGGAAUAGGAGUGAUACUUCCGGACCACAUUUCUCAGUGGUAUUUUGUUCGACGGGCGGAAGUGAGUGAUUGUGGCUACUUUGCCCCAUCGUAGAGGCCUGGUUGCCCUUCUUGCCUCCACUUCAAGGAACCAUGGCGGCGGGCGUAGCAGCGUGGCUGCCCUUUGCCAGGGCGGCAGCCAUUGGGUGGAUGCCUGUGGCCUCGGGGCCCAUGCCAGCUCCCCCAAGGCAGGAGAGAAAAAGGACUCAAGAUGCUCUGAUUGUGCUCAAUGUGAGUGGCACCCGUUUCCAGACAUGGCAGGACACCCUGGAACGCUAUCCAGACACUCUGCUGGGCAGUUCUGAGAGGGACUUUUUCUACCACCCGGAGACUCAGCAGUAUUUUUUUGACCGUGACCCAGACAUCUUCCGCCACAUUUUGAAUUUCUACCGCACCGGGAAGCUCCACUAUCCUCGCCACGAGUGCAUCUCUGCUUAUGAUGAAGAAUUGGCCUUCUUCGGCCUCAUCCCAGAGAUUAUUGGCGACUGCUGUUACGAGGAGUACAAGGACCGCAGGCGAGAGAACGCAGAGCGGCUACAGGACGACGCCGACACGGACAACACCGGGGAGAGCGCGCUGCCCACCAUGACUGCUCGGCAGAGGGUCUGGCGGGCGUUCGAGAACCCCCACACCAGCACCAUGGCCCUGGUGUUCUACUACGUUACAGGGUUCUUCAUUGCCGUCUCAGUCAUCGCGAAUGUGGUAGAGACCGUGCCAUGCGGGUCUAGCCCGGGGCACAUUAAAGAACUGCCUUGCGGGGAGCGCUACGCGGUGGCCUUCUUUUGCUUGGAUACAGCCUGUGUCAUGAUCUUCACCGUUGAGUACUUGCUUCGCCUGGCUGCAGCGCCUAGUCGUUACCGUUUCGUGCGCAGCGUCAUGAGUAUCAUCGACGUGGUGGCCAUCCUGCCUUAUUACAUUGGGCUGGUGAUGACAGACAAUGAGGAUGUCAGCGGAGCCUUUGUCACGCUCCGGGUCUUCCGGGUCUUCCGGAUCUUUAAGUUCUCCCGCCACUCUCAAGGCCUGCGUAUCCUGGGGUACACGCUGAAGAGUUGUGCCUCAGAACUGGGCUUCUUGCUCUUCUCGCUCACCAUGGCUAUCAUCAUUUUUGCUACGGUCAUGUUCUACGCAGAGAAGGGGUCUUCAGCCAGCAAGUUCACCAGCAUCCCUGCUGCCUUCUGGUAUACCAUUGUCACCAUGACUACACUGGGGUAUGGUGACAUGGUACCAAAAACCAUAGCAGGGAAGAUUUUUGGUUCCAUCUGUUCGCUGAGUGGGGUCUUGGUCAUUGCUCUACCUGUUCCAGUGAUCGUCUCUAACUUCAGUCGGAUCUACCACCAAAAUCAACGAGCAGACAAACGGAGAGCACAGAAGAAAGCCAGACUCGCCAGGAUCCGGGCAGCCAAAACCGGAAGCGCCAAUGCUUACAUGCAGAGCAAACGGAAUGGCUUACUCAGUAACCAACUGCAGUCCUCAGAGGAUGAACAAGCCUUUGUUAGCAAAUCCGGCUCCAGCUUUGAAACCCAGCACCACCACCUGCUUCACUGCCUGGAAAAAACCACGAAUCACGAGUUCGUGGAUGAGCAAGUCUUUGAGGAAAGCUGCAUGGAAGUUGCCACGGGAAACCGGCCUUCGAGCCACAGCCCCUCUCUCUCUUCACAACAAGGGGUCACCAGCACCUGCUGCUCACGACGACACAAAAAAACCUUCCGCAUCCCGAACGCCAACGUGUCCGGCAGCCACCGGGGCAGUGUGCAAGAACUCAGUACCAUCCAGAUCAGAUGUGUGGAGAGAACCCCGCUCUCUAACAGCCGAUCCAGUCUAAACGCCAAAAUGGAAGAAUGUGUUAAACUAAACUGUGAACAACCUUAUGUGACUACAGCAAUAAUAAGCAUCCCAACACCUCCAGUGACCACCCCUGAAGGAGAUGACAGGCCAGAGUCUCCGGAGUACUCAGGAGGCAAUAUUGUCAGAGUGUCUGCUUUGUAAGACAAUUGGAACCAGGUCUAAGAGAAUUUGAGCUCCGGCUGUGGAAAGAAUUCCAAUGUGGAAGAAAGAAGAAACAAUAAACCUUUUGCAGAUGAAAAGAGCAAAGCAAGAAGGUUGGCUGCGAAAUAAAAGCAAAGCUUCCAAACUUGAGGAUGGAAAUGAAACCACCAAAUGGCAUUUCUAGACACAGUUUGACCUGUUCUACAGAGGAAGAGUCUGUGACCCUUUGACUUUGUGAAUGAGCACAAUGAAAUGCCGCCUAUCGAUGCUUCUUAUGAUCUGAACUCUUUUUUUAAUAAAAUAAAUAAAACAAAUCUUUGAACAUAAUGUUCCGGUUGAAUGCAAAACAAAAAAAAAUAUGGAAAACAUUUUGAUAAAAAUUUUUCCUGUUAAAACCAUGAACAUUGGCUAUGAUGAAGAUUAUUACAUAUUAAAAAAAAAACUAUGACACAUUUGUAUCGACUGAAGGAAACCAUCAUAAUGCAUGCUAGAAUUCUUUGGAGCAGUGAUUUCAGUGUCCUUAUGUUGUCUUCAGAAUAGGCAUGAUAAACUAUAAUUGUAGAAAGGGGAAUUUCUGUGCACUUACAACAAGCUGAUUGUUCAUGUUCCAUGGUGGGCUGUGCCAAUACACUCCUUUUAGAGCUGCGGUAUUUAUCAUGGGGAUGCUCAUUAGUAAAUCUAAAGUGUUCAGAUAGUUCAGUAUUAAUUAUUGUUUUACCUUGCACCUAGAUACUGUUACAACUGCAAUAAUUCAUUGUACACCUGUUGUAUCAGGAAUCAGGAUUUUUUUUGUUGUCGUACUUUCCAGAUCUUCAUAGAUA
This is a messenger RNA of Mustela erminea (ermine), 3926 nucleotides long. It is a transcript of the gene KCND2, whose product is annotated as potassium voltage-gated channel subfamily D member 2. The transcript has 6 exons. The record is from RefSeq and is a predicted model, not a curated record. Gene Ontology annotation, biological process: potassium ion transmembrane transport; protein homooligomerization. Gene Ontology annotation, cellular component: membrane; voltage-gated potassium channel complex. Lineage: Eukaryota; Metazoa; Chordata; Mammalia; Carnivora; Mustelidae. Gene Ontology annotation, molecular function: A-type (transient outward) potassium channel activity; voltage-gated monoatomic ion channel activity involved in regulation of postsynaptic membrane potential; protein binding. The coding region runs from base 1213 to 3105 and encodes 630 amino acids.